AUGCUACGAUCCCACUCUCUCUUCGCGAUCGUGCUAGCCUUGAGCUUUUUCUUCAAUGGAGCUCAUUCAUGGCCUUGGAGUAGAGACAGAGUCAUCGGCUAUGCAAUGGUUACCGGAAGGCAGGCUAACCGUCUCAAUCAAUUCAACGACUUGCGUGGAGAGAGAACUUCACAAUCUCAAACAGGACCUGGCUUUUACCUGCUAAACAAGCCUGGCUGGAGAAAUGACCAAAGGAGAACAGGGAAUUGGUAUUGUGCUAUCAAAGCGGAUAAGAAGAGAACAGACGAUAUCAGGAAAGUAUGGAUCCCGCGAUUCUACAAUCAUGAGAUUGCAGAAGGUCGUAUUAUACAACAAAACUUAUGGGGCGAAAACGAGACACUCAUUACGGAUUAUAUCGAGUGGGAGGCAGGGAUGCACAUGCCUGAUCAAAUUCUGCGCUUCUCAUGGAUUCAGGCUACCCAUUGGCAACAUCACAUGAAUAUUCCAUCGUUCGUAGUAGACAACGUUGAUUUGGGUUUACGGCCCAAAUGCUUUCAGACAGAAGAUGAAAUGAAGGCAUAUUCGAAUGAUGAGAUUGAUUGGGAAAAUAUUUGGAGCAUUCCUCCCCCCGUAAUAGGCCCACCGCUUUGA
Molecule: messenger RNA, 630 nt
Organism: Drepanopeziza brunnea f. sp. 'multigermtubi' MB_m1
Lineage: Eukaryota; Fungi; Ascomycota; Leotiomycetes; Helotiales; Drepanopezizaceae
Source: RefSeq, a predicted model, not a curated record